This is a messenger RNA of Paraphaeosphaeria sporulosa, 1146 nucleotides long. RefSeq lists its product as uncharacterized. Gene Ontology annotation, cellular component: mitochondrion. The transcript has 2 exons. Gene Ontology annotation, biological process: mitochondrial respiratory chain complex III assembly. The record is from RefSeq and is a predicted model, not a curated record. Lineage: Eukaryota; Fungi; Ascomycota; Dothideomycetes; Pleosporales; Didymosphaeriaceae. The coding region runs from base 47 to 1030 and encodes 327 amino acids.
UUUUGGCAGGGGCGAUAGCACCAUCUCUACACCACACUGUACAGCCAUGGCCACGAAUUACACAUGCAGAGCCUGCUCGAGGGCCCUCUCGAGGCAAUCGUCGUCUUUACUACAGAGCCGUUCGCCCCGCAAAGUAUCGAAUCUCUACCGGGCGGAGGCUGCGCGAAACCUCUCGACAACGGCACCAAGCUCAUACCAUGUGACGGCCUCUCUCUCAGCCGUCCAGCCGGUGUCGCAGCCCAUCUCGGAGCCCGCAAAGCCCUCAAAGCCUCUACCAAAGCGCACGGUACCAAUAGAAGGCCCCAACACCGGGAGCGCGCUGCGUGGAAUAGCCGCCAAGUUGCGCGAGAAAGCGCCGCUGAUGACGGAAACCUAUGUCGCAUAUGCUGCUACGCAGCAACUGAUGAAGGAAUGCACCCGGCAUGCCGAUUACACAAUACCGCAAGCAUUAGAGAAGAAUGACGAGAUCCCCCGCGAUGAGACUGGAGCGCAUCUCGGCGUGAGCGAUAGCUGGUGGUUUAAGGAGCUCGGCCUUGCUCCGACCUUCAUCAACUGGGCGCAAGUCACCUUCAUCCACAUGUACCUGAUGCAGGUCCGCUUCCGCAUGUUCCCCACGACCCAUGCGCCCGUCUGGAUACAGCAUCUUACCAACCACGCCUUCUACGCGGCUGAGGACCGUCUUGUGGUCUGGCACAAGAUCAAUGCGAACUCCCUGCGCCAGAAAUAUCUCAAGGAUAUUUUCUCGCAGUGGCGUGCCGUGCUGCUGUCUUACGACGAAGGCAUCAUGAAGGGAGACGCGGUGCUAGCGACAGCGGUUUGGAGGAACUUGUUUGCGGGCCGGGAAGACGUCGACUUCGAGAAGCUGGCACAGAUUGUGAGCUACAUGAGACGGGAGUUGCGGAGACUCGAUAUGGCCAGCGACGACGAGGUGGCAGACGGGAGAUGGACGUUCUCUGGGGGCCCUGAGCUGGAGCAGAAUGCGGUCAGGACGCCGAGCAAAUCCGUGGGCGCAGAUGCUUCUCGACCUUAAGAUCGGGUCGAGUGUUAUCCACGAUGCGCUUUGUAUGUAUGAUACUGUCACAAUGUCUGUUGUAUAUUAUGACGCUCUGGCGAGAUCGGGAACGUCUCGAAUGCGGUAAAACUUGA